Molecule: messenger RNA, 564 nt
Organism: Haemonchus placei
Lineage: Eukaryota; Metazoa; Nematoda; Chromadorea; Rhabditida; Trichostrongylidae
Source: the annotation of a GenBank genome assembly
AUGGUGAAGCAUUCUCCUGAUCGUUCCGCUAUCGUUCGUCUGUACAAAGCCGGCCGCCCACCCGCCACGAUCGCUAAGCACCUCGACAUAUACCGCAGCGUCGUGUAUCGCACAUUCCAACGUUAUGACACCUUGGUGGACUCCAAAACCGCCGCAGAAGUGGAAGACCUCGUACUGUUCUUACGCCGAAGAUCGUCGAGAUGUAUCCCUACCGUACCCAGAAGGCUGCUAUCCUCAGCGCAGCAGGCUCGAGUCAAGAAGUGCCGACAGCUUUUGCUUCGGACGGGCAACAAGGGCCAGCAUUCGAUCGUCUCUUCGGAUAAGAAGCUCUACACCGUCGAGCAGCAGUUCAUCGCUCAGAACGUCAGAGUGAUCGCAAGGAAUGCCAAGGAAGCCGACAAGAAGGGAAGAGUCGUUCACCGGGCCGCACAACCUGUCCAAUUCACUGUUUGGGCAGGGAUAUGUGCCUCGGGGAAGACGCCAUUGAUAUUCGUCGACCCCGACUUCAAAUUCGACAAAGAUUACUACCUGAAGACGAUUCUGGAAGGCGCUCUGCUCCCGUGA